Molecule: messenger RNA, 1767 nt
Organism: Perkinsus marinus ATCC 50983
Lineage: Eukaryota; Perkinsozoa; Perkinsida; Perkinsidae
Exons: 4
Coding region: 1-1767 (588 amino acids)
Source: RefSeq, a predicted model, not a curated record
AUGUCAACCUUAGCACAGAGAAUCGACGCUGCUACGGUACCGGUGGAGGAGUUACGCAUUAAGGCCAAAGUGGACGAUGAGUUAUGGCAAGGGUUGGUGGCUACAUUGACGAAGGACAAUGGUGGUAUAGAAACGGUGGCUGAUCUUGGUUUCUGCUAUCCUUGGGAUAUCCAGGAGGCGCUAAAUGAAGUUGAAUCAGCAUUAGAUAGGUCAAGACUUGCGGUGUUAUUCGACUUAUGCCGUAAUGAAUGUGGUCUCCCGUGUAGUUUGGUUACAACAGAGAUCGAGAAAGGUGGUGGCACUAAAGAUGGUCCUAAGGCUUCAGAAGGUGAGAGUCGAGUGAAGUCUAGUCAGUAUAUUGAUGGUUUGGCGGAUGGUUCGUUUUCCCUUAUUACACAACAAGCAUAUGAGCAGUAUCUUACGACAUUGAGAGCCAAGUUUGGUGAGGUAUCCGAUGAGUCCAUUCCAAGUCGAGAGCAACUGUCGGGGUUGAAGAGUUUGGUCGAAGCGGGAAAUAUCCCGUUUGUGGAUCUAUAUAUGUUUACUGGAAACCAGCGGGAAAGACUAAGGUCGAUACGGCAAGCUGCGUUGAGGGUGGACGAAGAUGGGAAAAUUCGACGAGCUACAUUGAGUCGUAUUCCUACAUACUCGGAAUGGGCUACAAAUUUUCGUAUCUAUUCUAUGGGGCUCAUUAUGUUGGGAGUAGCACAACAUGCGGAUAUGCUCAAGUAUGCGGAGGCGAUCAGUCGUUUAUUUAAGGUUUAUGGUACAACCUAUUGGCCCCAAGUAUAUGCGGCUGACGAGCACCUACGAUCGGUGAGGCUGGUGAGAUACAAGAAAUCUAAUAAUACCUGGGGUGGUGCUUAUGCCGCUAGCGUUGGGGACUCUGCGUUCUGGAUGGAACGUGUUGAUAGGGUGGUAUUCCAGUUACAGAGAGCUAGCAAGGAGACUUCGACUACAACGCCGUCGAGAGCAUCCGGGAAACGAACUAGGCCAUCUAGAAGCGAGCAGGUGUGCUAUGACUACCAAGGUGGCCGUUGUUCGGGCGAACCAUGCCCGAAUGGACGCAGACAUAUCUGUAUUAAAUGUCGAGAGGUGCAUCCCUUGCCGCGUGGCAAUAGGGAUUGCACGAAGAUGCCGGCGGCUAGUAAGGUUACGUUGGUGACGUCGAAGGAUCAGAAACUCCGGGAAGGAGCUACAGGGUCUGAUCGUGGUGCACAAGGCCAGCCUCUGAGGUUGGUGUCUAUGUGUGGUGAUUGGGAUACUGAGGUGCCGAGAUGGUUCAUUGAGGGUGCCCCGGUUGGUCUGGCUGGUGAAAUUGGGAAGGUCGAAUCCUGUCAUGAGGACUCCGAGCAGCUGCAGAAGUUGGAAUUCAUUUAUGGGGAGGAUGAUUGUUUAAACUUCAGCAAUUAUCCAUCUACUUACGAGCACUUUGACGAAGUCAUGAAGGUACUGGAGACCGAAGAAGAAUGUGGUUUUUGCAAGAUGUGUACAUCGUUUGAUGAGGUGAAGACGUUGGUACACAGUGAUAGCAUUGUGCUCACUCCUUUGGCAGCCAUUCCCAAAUCAAAUGGGAAGCUGAGAUUGGUUUCUGAUUGUAAGGUUAACAAUUUGAAUGAUUAUUGCUUCGUAAAGGAGCAUAUAGAGCUCCCUAGAGUUUUCGAUUGGAUUGAUGAUAUAGUGGAAUUGUCGAAGUUCGCUCAUGAAAAUAGAGAGGUUGUUGAAUUCUCCCUUACUGUGGGGAAGAACGGCAGCAUUAUUGAGUAG